ACUGAAUCGAAUGAAAGUAAAACAGUGAGGGUGCAAGUUAAAGCUCCCAACUUUUUGUAUGUUGGAGAGGGAAGCAUGAAUCUAAGCUUCCACCCAAGAACGCUGGCAAAAACCCAAAGAUGGGAUUCUCUUAAAUCUAUCCAAAAUCUACUUUUCCGGUCUCUCUCGCAUUGCCAAGCCACCGCAUUGGAUGCCGAAGGUCCCUCCUUCGGUAGGAAAUCAGUAUCUGCUAACCCAUCCCAAGCCCAGAAGCUGUUCGACGAAACUCUCCAACCAAACCUCGCUCGGUGCAAUAGCUUGCUUUUCCAGUAUUCACGGAACAACCUCAACAGAGAAGCUCUCAAUCUAUUUUCGGGUAUUCGGAGGUCGGGUUUUCCUGUUGAUUCAAUGACAUUUUCUUGUGUUUUGAAGGUCUGUGGUUGCUUGUUUAAUGAAAUAGUUGGUAGACAAGUGCAUUGUCAGUGUGUGAAAUUUGGGUUUAUAGAGGAUGUUAGUAUUGGGACUUCUCUUGUUGAUAUGUAUAUGAAAACAGAGAAUGUGGAGGAUGGAAGGAGAGUUUUUGAUCUUAUGGAGGAAAGGAAUGUCGUUUCUUGGACCUCAUUGCUUGCGGGGUAUGCACAGAAUGGAUUCAAUGUGGAAGUUUUGCAUUUGUUUUUAGCAAUGCAAGUGGAGGACGUUAAGCCAAAUCCGUUUACCUUUUCAGCUGUUCUUGGAGUUCUGGCAGAUGAGCAGUUGACAGAAACUGGGCUACAAGUUCAUACUGUGGUUCUAAAGAAUGGGUUUGAGACGACUAUGUUUGUGUCUAAUUCUUUGAUUAAUUUGUAUUUGAAGGCAGGUAUGGUUCCUGAUGCCACAGCUGUUUUUGGUGAUAUGGAAACCAGGAAUUCAGUUACCUGGAACUCCAUGAUCUCUGGUUAUUUGAUGAAUGGGCUUGAUGUGGAGGCCUUUCAAACAUUUUAUCACAUGAGGCUUUCUGGUGUGAAGCUCACAAAGAUGACUUUUGCUCCUGUAAUAAAGCUAUGUGCUAACCAUAGGGAAUUUGGUUUUGCUAGGCAGCUUCAUUGCCAGGUUUUAAAAAAUGGGUUUGAAUUUGAUCACAGUAUUAGAACAGCACUGAUGGCAGCUUACAGUAAGUGCAGUCAAAUUAAUGAUGCCUUCAAAUUGUUUUCUAUGAUGCAUAAAGAUCAAAGUGUGGUCUCUUGGACAGCUAUGAUUAGUGGGCUCCUCCAAAAUGAUGGUACAGAACAAGCGCUUAACCUAUUUUGCCUAAUGAUUAGAGAAGGAGUUAGACCAAAUGAUUUUACUUAUUCUACCAUCCUUACAGCUCAACCAGCUGUUUCUUCUAUCCAAAUACAUGCACAAGUAAUUAAAACUAAUUAUGAGAAGUCACCUACUGUUGGAACAGCUCUUUUAGAUGCUUAUCUUAAGCUGGGAAAAGUUGAGGAAGCUGCGAAAGUUUUUCAACUAAUUGAUGAGAAGGAUAUUGUGGCAUGGUCAGCUAUGCUAGUGGGGUAUGCUCAAAUAGGAGACUCUGAAGGAGCUGUUAGGAUAUUCAUGCAGCUGGUAAAGGAGGGCAUUAAACCUAAUGAAUUUACAUUUUCCAGUGUUUUAAAUGCAUGUGGUGCACCUACAGCACCAGUAGAACAGGGAAAGCAGUUUCACGCAUUCUCAAUCAAAUCAAGAUUAAACAAUGCUUUAUGUGUUAGUAGUGCUCUUGUUACAAUGUAUGCAAAGAGGGGGAAUAUAGAGAAUGCAAAUAAAGUCUUCAGGAGGCAAGAGGAAAGGGACCUAGUUUCAUGGAACUCAAUGAUCUCUGGCUAUGGACAACAUGGUUCUGCAAAGAAAGCUCUGCAGAUAUUUGAAGAAAUGCAAAGCAAAAAUGUAGAAAUGGAUGGUAUAACAUUCAUUGGUGUAUUUUCUGCAUGUACACAUGCUGGAUUAAUAGAUGAAGGUGAAAUGUUCUUUAAUAUGAUGGUUAAAGAUCACAACAUUAAACCAACAUUGGAGCAUUAUUCCUGCAUGGUUGAUCUAUAUGGCAGAGCUGGAAUGCUUGAAAAGGCCAUGGAUAUAAUAAAUGAAAUGCCAUUCUCAGCUGGUGCAACAGUGUGGCGAACUCUAUUGUCUGCUUGCCAUGUACACAGGAAUUUAGAGUUGGGAAAACUUGCUGCAGAAAAGCUCAUUUCACUUCAGCCACAAGACUCAGCUGCUUAUGUCCUUCUUUCCAAUAUUUAUGCUGCACUCGGAAAUUGGCAAGAAAGAAAUAAAGUGAGGAAAUUAAUGAAUGAGAGAAGAGUGAAAAAAGAAGCUGGCUACAGCUGGAUUGAAGUUCAGAACAAGACCCACUCAUUUUUAGCUGGUGAUGUUUCACAUCCCAUGUCAGAUCGUAUUUAUUCAAAACUGAAGGAGUUAAAAGCUCGACUGAAGGCUGCAGGUUAUCAUCCCAAUUAUAGUUAUGUACUUCAGGACACUGAUGAUGUGCAAAAAGAAGCUAUCCUCUCUCAGCAUAGUGAGAGGCUGGCUAUUGCAUUUGGGUUGAUCGCCACUCCCCCUGGAACUUCUCUUCAAAUUGUUAAGAACCUUAGAGUCUGUGGAGACUGUCACACUGUUAUUAAGAUAAUAUCAAUGAUUGAAGGAAGAGAUAUUGUUGUUAGAGAUACAAACCGGUUCCACCACUUCAAGGGAGGUGGCUGUUCUUGCGGUGACUAUUGGUGACUUUCAUUUGGUUCCAUUCAAAAGCUGAUAAUGUUGAGAUUUCACAAAGUGAUCUCAAGUCAUUGAAGGAAGAUAUGUAUGGAAACCAGGUGAACCACUUAAAGGGAGUUUGCUCUUUGCACACUGAAUAAUUGUGCCAAUUGAUUGGUUUAACUCAACUUGCUAUAAACAUGUGGAUGCUGGGACUGAGCAAAAAAUCGAAUCCCUUCUACAUGCUGGGAAGCAGUUUGAAUCCUAUUUGUGUGGUUGGCGGAACAAUUUAGGUCCUAUAAAUGCAAGUUUUGCAUGGUAAAGGUUGCUAGGGAAUUUGAUGGAUUGUUCAUUUGGUGGGCUCCUUGAUUGGAGAGGCAUGUGAUGUCUACAUGUUUUCUGACUUUGCUAUAAACAUAUUGUAGGAGAGCUUAUUCACUCAUUGGUGUACACAAGGAGUUUAUCUUCUAUGACUUUAAAAGCCAUAGAAUUGGAACAUUUUGUCUUAGGGCACUUAUCGACAUUCAGAUUUAGAAAAUGGGCAGUCUUACUUGAAAUCAGAGAGUCAUAAUGGGAGAAGUUCCUAUGCCAUUUCUUACACACACACAACAUAUAUGAAUUUUCCAAUUAAGAAGUUCUUUGCACCUUUCUCCAUAAACCUCUUUGAUGGUGGAGGGUUCUCCAGUAGAGCCAAGCGGAUGAAACAUCUUUGUC
Molecule: messenger RNA, 3396 nt
Organism: Rubroshorea leprosula
Lineage: Eukaryota; Viridiplantae; Streptophyta; Magnoliopsida; Malvales; Dipterocarpaceae
Source: the annotation of a GenBank genome assembly